Messenger RNA from Pogona vitticeps (central bearded dragon), 898 nucleotides. The record is from RefSeq and is a predicted model, not a curated record. NCBI's taxonomy places the organism in Eukaryota, Metazoa, Chordata, Lepidosauria, Squamata, Agamidae.
CGGCCCCAGAUCGCGCUGCCCAGCCAUGGAGGUGCACGUCGGGCUCGGGCGCGUGUAUGCCCGGCCGCCGGGCAAGACUUUCCGGGGCGCUUUCCAAAGCCUCUUCCAGAGCGUCCGCGAGGCCUUUCAGAGUCCCGGGACAGCGCGCGAGGAGCCCGGCCCGAGUAGCCACCCGGUCGCCGCCGCCGCCUCGGGCUCCUCUUCUGCCCCGCCCCAACCGGGCGCCCGCCUGCAAGAGCUCAGCCCGCGGAGGCCCCACCAGCACCAUCCUGCGCCGUCCGCCUCCCCUUCCUUCCUGCCCUUGGAAGCGCAGCCGCCGGCCAGCAAAGCGCUACAGCCGCAGCAGCGCCCGGACGAGGGCGAGCCUCCAGGCCCGUCCGCGCCGUCGGUCUCCUCGGCGCCGUCCGCCCCGGCCUCGAUGGUGCUGCUGGGCCCGUCUUUCCACAGCUGCUCGGGCGACUUCAAGGAUCUGCUGGCCGAGAGCAGCCUUCUGCCGCCGCCACCGCCGCACGCUCCGUCGGCGCCGUCGAAGAGCGACGGGCGAGCGGGGGAAGCCACGACGGCGCCGCCGACCAAGGAGGACUACCUGGGCGAGAGCGCCAAGGAGCUGUGCAAGGCCGUCUCGGCCUCCAUGGGGCUGGCCGUGGAAGCGCUGGAGGCGCCGGGCUCCGGCGGGAGCGAGCUGAGCGCCCCGCGCGGUGACUGCAUGUUCGCCCUGCCCGGCGCGGCCCUGCGGCCGGUGGCCCUGGGCGCCUGCAAGAUCGUCGAGGCCGCCGAGUCCGAGGAGGGCGGCGGAGCAGGCGGCGGUGGCGGCGAGGAGGAGGGCGCCCUGGCCAUGGACGUGCCCGGCCACUUGAGCCUCUUCAAGAACUCGCCCGAGAGCCCCGCACACCCCUAA